AUGGCGACUUUGAACGGGUGGGACGGUAACAGCAAGGUACGAGGACCUAACUAUAUUAGCAAUUCAGCAUCCACCAGUUGUUUUCGUUUAAAUGACGUUUACUCCUUUGAAGCGAAUGGCGAAGCGCAAAAACAGUUAAUCAGUAAAAGUAAACCAAUAUGGACAUGUCGGGAAUGUGGCAAAACGCUGUCUUCUAAACGUUCUUUCGACGAACACUCAAACAUUCAUAGCCAGUCGAAACCGUUCGCAUGUGAACAUUGCGACUUUGCCGCAGCCAGUCAAAUGACAUUAAGACGACAUAACUUGCGUUUUCACACACCACGGCAAAGUUGGGGGUAUAAGUGCCCUUACUGCAGUGAGCUUUAUAUGGAACCUGCUAGUUAUCAACAACAUGUUGCGUCUCGACAUUUUGGCAAAUCUGCUACAUUUGGUUGUCCCUCAGCUGGUUGUUCGUUUACUACGAGAUGUUCUGGUCAUUUCAUAUCACACGUAUCGAAGCAUUCGAGGAUGAAUAUCAGUUUAUCUCGCAUUGCCAGCACGCCCUUAGAACAAUUUAUAGUUGACGACAAAUUAGGUGGUCCUGAGUUUGCUUGUCAAAUCUUAUUUCUCUUGCCUAAUUUUUAUCUUUUCCGUUUAGGCGUCGGUUAUGGGAAGCGACCUUUGAAAAAGAUAGUAAGACCAAAUUUCAUCCGGAAGGUUCUCUCCAGUGACACGGCUUUUAAAGAUUAUAUGAAAACUCCUAUAAAUUUUGCAAAGGUAUUCUUUUUGUAG
Messenger RNA from Enterobius vermicularis (human pinworm), 771 nucleotides. The record is from the annotation of a GenBank genome assembly. Lineage: Eukaryota; Metazoa; Nematoda; Chromadorea; Rhabditida; Oxyuridae.